GGGAAAUCGAUACGGACUACAUAUCACCGGGCCUUCUAAUCGAACAAGGAAGAAUUGAAUUGCCUUGCCCUAUUGGUGGUGUCCACGGACUUACACAGCUAUACUGACAUCGCACAUAUCCCUCAGUUCACCAUGGCUUCCACGUUAGAGACCAUUAGAUUGCCCCAUCUUCCUUCUCUGCCGGUGCAUGUAGCUCUCUACCGUGACGUUCAGAAUGCUCCUUUUCUCCGACAACAGCUCAUCUCUGGGAACUCGGACUUUGAAUAUGCAUUUAUCGACGCAAGUAUGGUUCUCUCGAGAGCGCACGUCUUCUCUGCAAUCUUCAGAGCAGUAAAUGAUUAUCUCAGCGAGCGUCUUAAAUCUCGUAACGUCCAUUCGGAGAUUGUUUUCUCUUUCAGUCCCACGAACAAUAUCGCCGAUACUUUCCGGAAGUUUGGCAUCAGCGAUUCUACAAAAGAUCUACUAGUGGUAAAGCUGUCUACAUCACCAGAAAUCACCCAUGAUUCAGUAGCGGCACAUCUGGCGCAGUCUGUUGAAGGCUCGCAUAUGUCCUUCAAUGAUGAGACUCUAUCGGAGAUUGCAGAUGUUGCUAAGAUCAAGAAGGCUUACAAGUUGGGCGCAUUACCCUCUGCUCCUGUGGGCCAAGUGAACGGCGCCAGCAACGCUGAAGCGCUACGACUUGAAAAUUCCGUGAUCGGUGCCAUUGCCUUACGUGGAGCGACUUGAUUAUUAUCUGUUCUUGAAAAUCG
Molecule: messenger RNA, 749 nt
Organism: Aspergillus alliaceus
Lineage: Eukaryota; Fungi; Ascomycota; Eurotiomycetes; Eurotiales; Aspergillaceae
Product: EKC/KEOPS complex subunit CGI121/TPRKB
Exons: 3
Coding region: 133-726 (197 amino acids)
Biological process (GO): telomere maintenance via recombination; tRNA threonylcarbamoyladenosine modification
Cellular component (GO): cytosol; EKC/KEOPS complex; nucleus
Source: RefSeq, a predicted model, not a curated record